Messenger RNA from Microplitis mediator, 2773 nucleotides. Its product is annotated as CXXC-type zinc finger protein 1-like. The transcript is spliced from 5 exons. Gene Ontology annotation, biological process: positive regulation of DNA-templated transcription. Bases 115 to 1776 code for a protein of 553 amino acids. Gene Ontology annotation, cellular component: Set1C/COMPASS complex. NCBI's taxonomy places the organism in Eukaryota, Metazoa, Arthropoda, Insecta, Hymenoptera, Braconidae. Gene Ontology annotation, molecular function: DNA binding; zinc ion binding. The record is from RefSeq and is a predicted model, not a curated record.
AUUAAAAAUGGCCGACUAUGUCAAUAAAUAAAUUUCAUCAUUUAUACGUAUAAUAAUAAUAUAAAUUGUUAUUUUUAUUUAUUUAUUGGAUAUAGAAAUAUAUAUAUAAUAAUUAUGAGUAAAAAGAGACAUGGAUUAUCGAAAGAAGAAAUUGCUAAGCAAUUUAUGCUACCAGAAAGAAAAAGUAAAAUAGCAACGUUAUUAAAACAAGAUGGACAAGCUUAUUGUAUUUGCCGCAGCUCAGAUAGUUCACGAUUUAUGAUUGGUUGUGAUGCUUGUGAAGAGUGGUAUCAUGGAGAUUGUAUUAAUAUAACAGAGAAAGAUGCCAAAUAUAUAAAACAAUUUUUUUGUGUUCGAUGCAGAGAAGAGGAUUCAACAUUAAUAACAAGAUACAAACCUCGUAAAACAGAUCAAGAAGAUCGUAGAUUUAAAAAAUAUCGUGAUAAAGAUGGUCGAAGUGGUGGAAAUAGUAGUAGUGCUGCUGCUACUGGUAGUAGUACUGGUCCUGGUGCUGCUGGUGGUCGUCGUUAUGAGUAUGAUGAACCGUGGGUUGGAGAUUCAUUGAUAGUUAAAAAAUCAUCACAAUCAUCAAAACGUUGUGGUGAAUGUAAUGGUUGUUUGAGAAAUGAAAAUUGUGGUAAAUGUGAUCCUUGCAGGCAUCUUAAAAAAUUUGGACCAUCAGUAAGACUUAAAUUACGUUGUAUACAGCGUACAUGCCGUUCUAUUGGAGCAAUACCAUUAAAACCUUCAAAAAGUUUAGAUAAAAAUAGAUUUGAUAAACCAAUUAAAAAACGUAAACGUGAUUCAAGUAAUGAAAGAACAGAACAGUUGUUGUAUAAUUUAUUAGAUACUCCAAGACAAUGUUAUGGUCCAACAUGUAUAAGACAAUCACGAGUUGGUAGUAAAUAUUGUUCAGAUGAGUGUGGAUUAAAACUUGCAACUAAUAGAAUAUAUCAGGUAUUACCACAAAGAAUUCAAGAAUGGUCAUUGACAUCUUGUGUUGCUGAACAAAAUAAUCAACAUGCAUUAGAGUCUGUAAGAAAACAACAGCAAGAUGUUAAAAUUAUUUUACAAGAAUUAGAUAAACGUCAUGCUGAAUUAGAUCGUAUUGUUGAGAGAGCUAAAAAUGCAACUAUUGAUCCUAAUUAUGAAAUAGAUGAUAAUGAUGAUACUGAAAUGAGUAUGUAUUGUAUAACUUGUGGACAUGAAAUACAUUCACGUACUGCCAUUAAACAUAUGGAAAAAUGUUUCAAUAAGUAUGAAUCUCAAGCGUCUUUUGGUUCUAUUUUUAAAACUCGUAUUGAGGGUCAAGUUAUGUUUUGUGAUUUUUUUAAUCCGAUAAAUCGUACCUACUGUAAACGUUUACGUGUUCUUUGUCCUGAGCAUUGUAAAGAUCCAAAAAUAAAUGAUACUCAAGUAUGUGGUUGUCCAUUGGUAACAAAUGUAUUUGAUAUGACGGGUGAAUUUUGUCGAGCACCGAAAAAAAGUUGUGUUAAACAUUAUGUAUGGGAAAAAUUACGUAGAGCUGAAAUAGAUAUGGAACGUGUUAGACAAUGGUUAAAAAUUGAUGAAUUAGUUGAACAAGAACGUCAAAUUCGUUCAAAUAUGGCAACACGUGCUGGUGUCUUGGCAUUGAUGCUACACUCAACUUAUAAUCAUGAAUUAAUGGAACAAAUGACUCAAGAGCAAAAUCGCGAGCAAUUAAAAGCAAUGGAAGAAGAACUCGAAAGAAGAUACAGUCAAUUUCAUCAACGCAAACUUAAAAAUACUGACUAAUUAUUUAUUUUUUAUUUUUUUUUUCUUUAACAUCAUUUUUAUAAGGUAACUUACUUCUUUACUUGCAUUUAUAAUAAUAAUAUAAAAAUUACAACAAAUCAAUUUUUUUUUUCUUUAAUAAAAAUUAAAAUUUUUUAAAUCAUUUUAUUGUUUAUUAUAUUAUAGAUAUAGAAAAAUUACAUAGGACGGAAAAAUUUCAAGUACUUGUGAAACUUAAAUAAAAAAUUAAUUUUACAUAAUCUUUCAUAAGUAUUAUUAUUAUUAUUUUUUAAUAUUAACGUGUGAAACGAUUUGAUAUUUUGUUGCUGCUGUUGGUGUUUUUUUUGAAAUCCAAUGUUUUUAUAAAACCUAAAAACAUUAUUAUAUUGUUGUGAUAGUUUUUUAAAUAUUUAAUUUUAAAUUAAUUAACAAAAAAUAUUAUAUAAAAAAAUAUAUAUGUACGUAUAUAUGUACAUCUUACGAAUUAUUGAGUUCGUUAAAUUUAUCAGAAAAAAUAUUUUUUAACAAUUCAACAGGUUUAUUUCUCAUCCAACCAAUUGGAUUAUCAUCGACUUGUUGUUGAGUCAAUGUAUUUCCUUCAUAAAUAUAUUCUGCAAAAUCUGAGACAAUUGGAUCACUUCCUACACUACUCAUAGCAAUAACUUUACCAUCUUUUAUAUAAUAAGCAAAGAAUUUAAAAUUAUCCAGUGAUCCAUAAAUUUUAAUGCUUGUUGCACGUCCAUGACCUGUGGAAAAAAAAAAACAAUUUUAUUAUUAUUAUUAUUAUUAUUUUUUUUUUUUUUUUAAAUUUUAGUUUACCUGCAUAACGGUAACUUUUGCCAAACAAGGUAGUCCAAAAAAAAGGCACAACUCUCAAAGGUUUUUCUUUAUUACAAAUAUUUAAAGCUGCAAUUUUACCAUGAUAUUGUGCUAGUGAAUAAUGACCUAUAGAUGCUGGAUUAUUAUCAGACACAAAUACUGGAGCAUAAGCAAUAUCACCACCAGCAUAUACAUUAUU